AGAACCAAUGUGAAAAAUAAUCCAAGAAGAAAGAGACUAGUAAGAUAGCUCUUAUGGUAACAGAGAAUGGGUCCUGAACCAAGGCUGUGGUGGAGGGCAAGUAUUUGGAAGAUGUUCAGAAAAUAAAUGGAGAGGGGUUGAUGACACUGAUAUUUGAGGGAUAGGUAUUGAGAAAGAGGCCCAGAUUUCAAGCUUUAAUUGACAAUUAAAGAUGUCAAUUAAAGAUGAUUCCAAAGCCACUCGAAGUUACUUUUCUAGUCAUGAAAUUGUUUUAAAAAGGGAGAAUGGCUGAAUCUGAAAGCGAUAAUCAUAGGAAUAGGUAUGAAGGCCUUUUCAGGCCAGAAGCCACUUGGGAUUUGCCCUUAUACUUCCUCCCUCAGGGAGAGACGACCUUAAUGACCAGGCUUCCUGACACGAUGCUCACAAGUGACCAAAGAGAAGUCACUGUUCAGGGGUUCGAUUUCCAGGAUGAACUCCCUUGACUGCAGAUCCCUUUUUGAAAUAGCUGAGACAACACAAGGGUAAACUUUUCCCAAAUAAUGUGCAAUACAAAGUUAAGAGAAGCUCAAAGACGUACAGAAAGUGAAAAGAACAAAAUCAUAGAAAAAAAUGAAUGGACAGCAAGAAUUGUUCACCUCUGACUAACAAUAAUCCUCGUAAGCUACCCAAAUCACAGAGUAAAAGGACAUUUUAUCUCUGCGAGCCUCUCCGCACCGGACCCGCCCCCAGCUUGCUAGGAGUUGGGCAUCGAAAGGUCGCUGUUCCUCCCUGGGAAGUCAUUCUUAUCUAUGCCUUUAUUCUAUUGAUGCACGCAAGGUGGGAGAGGAGUAAGGUGAGAUUCAGACGGUGGGACUUUCCUCUGGGAACUACGCGCAAAGCCUCACCCCUGCCCGGGUCUGGGGGUCCCCUAGCCGCCUCGCGGGGCAAGUGGCAAGUCCCAUCUCUUCAGCUGGCGAACGCUUCCGGGCAUCCACUGGGCGCAGACCCAGUCGCCGCCGGUGCUCCAACUCCCUGGUCAUCUCCGCACGCGUGUAGUAGUCACAGCUCUCAGGCCUCCGUCAGCGCGAGCCGCAGGCGGAUGUUCCCAACCCGGGCUCUCGCGCACCGAAUCUUCCCGGGAACAAGCGGGCAGGCUGGCGGCGACUCUUGCUGAAAAAGGGCACCUGCGUUUCGCUGCUAAGCUUCAGCCUCCUCCCCGCGAAACUGUCCGCUACAAGUCCCAGUAGUCACGGUCACCGCUCCCCCUCCCCCGACUCCGGGAAACAGCUUUCGGCCAGGCUGAGGUCCCGACAGUGAGGGCGGAAGUGAUAAGACUGACGUGUCCUGGGCUGCUCCCCUGAUCGCCAGGAGGACCCCCCGCCGGGAACGGGCGAACCCAGCCUCGCGGGGUCCUUGGAGCUGAGUUGGGCCUCCGGCUGGAGAAACCUUAUCUGGGAACACUUGAGGGAGCCGAGUGCGGGGUCCAGACUUGUGUACCCGCAGCCUCCGCGAUCAGGCGCAGCGGCGGACAACCCCGCGGAGAUCGGCCGUCAGGUCCUCCCCAACCCGCCGCUACCGCACCGCUCCGGGGGAGACCCCGGCCCGAGCCCAAGGGCAGCUACAGGGCUGCAGAGGCCGCUGGCGCCGCCUCAGCCAGCCCUUCCCGCGCGGUUCCACUGCCUUAAGGAUGACAAUCCUAGGGCACCCUCGAAGCUGGAGCUGCUGCCAGUGGUUGCCAAUCCUGAUGCUACUACUGGGCACAGGCCAUGGGCCAAGGGUGGAAGGCGUGACACACUACAAGGCCGGCGACCCUGUCAUUCUGUAUGUCAACAAAGUGGGACCCUACCAUAACCCUCAGGAAACUUACCACUACUAUCAGCUUCCAGUCUGCUGCCCUGAGAAGAUACGUCACAAAAGCCUUAGCCUUGGUGAAGUGCUAGAUGGGGACCGAAUGGCUGAGUCUUUGUAUGAGAUCCGCUUUCGGGAGAAUGUGGAGAAAAGAAUUUUGUGCCACAUGCAGCUCAGUUCUGCCCAGGUGGAGCAGCUGCGUCAGGCCAUUGAGGAACUAUACUACUUUGAAUUUGUGAUAGAUGACUUGCCAAUCCGUGGCUUUGUUGGCUACAUGGAGGAGAGUGGCUUCCUGCCACACAGCCACAAGAUAGGACUCUGGACCCAUUUGGACUUCCACCUAGAAUUCCAUGGAGAUCGAAUUAUAUUUGCCAAUGUUUCAGUACGGGAUGUCAAACCCCACAGCUUGGAUGGGUUACGACCUGAUGAAUUCCUAGGCCUUACUCACACUUACAGCGUGCGCUGGUCUGAGACUUCGGUAGAGCAUCGGAGUGACAGGCGCCGUGGUGACGAUAGUGGUUUCUUUCCUCGAACCCUAGAAAUCCAUUGGUUGUCCAUCAUCAACUCCAUGGUGCUUGUGUUUUUACUGGUGGGUUUUGUGGCUGUCAUUCUAAUGCGUGUGCUUCGGAAUGACCUGGCUCGGUACAACUUGGAUGAGGAGACCACUUCUGGAAGUUCUGGUGAUGACUUUGACCAGAGUGACAACGGCUGGAAAAUUAUCCAUACAGAUGUCUUCCGCUUCCCUCCAUACCGUGGUCUGCUCUGUGCUGUGCUUGGUGUGGGUGCCCAGUUCCUGGCCCUUGGCACUGGCAUUAUUGUCAUGGCGCUGCUGGGCAUGUUCAAUGUGCACCGUCAUGGGGCCAUUAACUCCGCAGCCAUCUUGUUGUAUGCCCUGACCUGCUGCAUCUCUGGCUACGUGUCCAGCCACUUCUACCGGCAGAUUGGAGGUGAACGUUGGGUAUGGAACAUCAUUCUCACCACCAGUCUCUUCUCUGUGCCUUUCUUCCUGACAUGGAGUGUGGUAAACUCAGUGCAUUGGGCCAAUGGUUCGACACAGGCUUUGCCAGCUACCACCAUCCUACUGCUUCUGACGGUUUGGCUGCUGGUUGGCUUUCCCCUCACUGUCAUUGGAGGCAUCUUCGGGAAGAACAAUGCUAGCCCCUUUGAUGCACCUUGUCGCACCAAGAACAUUGCCCGGGAGAUCCCACCCCAGCCGUGGUACAAGUCUACUCUCAUCCACAUGACUGUUGGAGGCUUCCUGCCUUUCAGUGCCAUCUCUGUGGAGCUGUACUACAUCUUUGCCACAGUGUGGGGUCGGGAGCAGUACACUUUGUAUGGCAUCCUCUUCUUUGUCUUCGCCAUCCUGCUGAGUGUGGGGGCUUGCAUCUCCAUUGCACUCACCUACUUCCAGUUGUCUGGGGAGGAUUACCGUUGGUGGUGGCGAUCUGUGCUGAGUGUUGGCUCCACAGGCCUCUUCAUUUUCCUCUACUCAGUUUUCUACUAUGCUCGACGUUCCAACAUGUCAGGGGCAGUACAGACAGUAGAGUUCUUUGGCUACUCCUUACUCACUGGUUACGUCUUUUUCCUCAUGCUAGGCACUAUCUCCUUUUUUUCUUCCCUAAAGUUCAUCCGUUAUAUCUAUGUUAACCUCAAGAUGGACUGAGUUCUGGAUGGGAAAACUAUUUCCUUUCUCCCUGUUCUUCAAACCCCAUUGAGCUCUCCUCCCAGCUUCUCUCCUCAUUGAGUGACUGAAUUAUGUGUUGGCAUUGUUGCCUUCCCUUUGCCCUUUGGGCCUUCUUUUCCCAAAGAGGGCCUGGAAAUUAUAAGUCUAUUAUAUAAGGAGUAUAUAUUUGAACUUUUUGAGUUGCCUUUAGAUUUGGUCCUGAUUUUUCUUUUUAUAAUUAUCCAAAUAAAGUUUAUUAAGAAAAAAGAUC
Molecule: messenger RNA, 3761 nt
Organism: Otolemur garnettii (small-eared galago)
Lineage: Eukaryota; Metazoa; Chordata; Mammalia; Primates; Galagidae
Gene: TM9SF1
Product: transmembrane 9 superfamily member 1
Exons: 7
Coding region: 1667-3490 (607 amino acids)
Biological process (GO): protein localization to membrane
Cellular component (GO): membrane
Source: RefSeq, a predicted model, not a curated record